AUGGCGGAUUUCAGGCAGUGGGCCCUCGAGUUUGUCCUGGCCGAUGAUGAGGGGCGACAGACGGCCAUCGCUCAGAAGGCUGCUAAGGAGAUUCAAACUGCACCUGCCAAUACAAACCCAGUAGCACGAUGGGUUGAAGCCGUGCAACCGUGGAUGCCAGGGAGUGGUCAUGAAGCCGAAGAUGAGACACCAGACUGGACUGCUAGAGCGAAGGCUCUGGAAUUUCUCUCUCGAACUUUGGACUUUCUGAGCAAGGACGUCUUGAAGCCAAGUCAAGUAAAAUUGCUGGUUAGCUUCUUUGGUGCCAUGUUCGAGGUUGACCACAAAGCUGGCAUUAUGCCUUCUGCUACUGCCUUAACCCGGAUAGCGGCUAUGAAGUCGUUCCAGCGUCAAAGCGGAAACGACAUCAUCCAAAAGAUCACUGCCUUGCGAGAUGACUUUCCUCGUCAAGUGUCUAAGACCCGACUUACCAUCUACGAGCUUAUCCGAUUGCUCAUGUCUACCCCUGAAGUUGCCGGUGAUCUGCAGCAUCGGCAUGGCUCAUCAGCUGGCUUCAUGAUUGACCUCAUGCAGCUCUGUCGAAGUGAGAGGGAUCCCGAGUGUUUGAUGGUCUGGUUCGACAUUCUGCGAAUAUUCUUGUCCGAAUAUUCGCCCUCAAAAGAGGUUCUGGAGGAGGUCUACGGUGCUUUCAAGCCGUACUUCCCGAUCUCUCUUCCUCGAGCAUCACAAGUUGCCAUUACCCCUGAAGACUUGAAAUUGCAGCUACGGAAGUGCUUCUCAUCUACCCACUUGCUAGCUGAUCACGUGUUUCCAUUCCUUCUUGGAAAGUUGGACCAGGGUGAUGCUGUAACUGUUAAUGUCAAGGUUGAUAUUCUCAAAACCAUUCGUGCCUGCUUGGACGAGUACACACACCCCGAACAGUCCGUCGCCCCUUACUGCAAUAGACUUUGGGGGAGUCUCAAGUACGAGGUCCGAAAUGGAGAGAUCGAAGACACCAUCUGGGGUACCUUGGAAGUCCUCAAAUCCCUUACGAACAGACUUAAGGGUGAUGACCUCCGUGACUAUACUCUAUCUGUCACAAGGGAUUGCGUCGCAGAUCUUGCUACCACCAUGUACGCAUCAUCUGCUGGUAGACUCUUGGUUAGUGUCUUGAGCGCUAAGCCCAGUGCUUUCGUCUUGAUGGCCGCUCCUGUCAUGACACACAUCAAAGAGAACCUGCGGCAUCCAAAAGCUCCUGUGCACAGCCAGGAUCUACUCAAGGUUCUUCAUGUUGUCUUGGAAACUCGACUUCUGCUUGUCGAUUCAGAAAUGACUGCAGAGGAACGAGAAGAUUUUGCCGCUAUUGAUGCCUUCUUCAAGUCACUCUACGAUGAAGUUUUCAAAAAGGCGGUUAAUCUGGGCUCAAAUUCGGACGUUUCUUACGACGAUAUCAAGAUUGCGUCCCAGGCAGUUCAGGGGGCUGGAGCUUUGCUAUGCCAAAGGCCGGCCAAGUCACUUGUUGCGGCUGAGGAUGCUGCGAAUACUGGCUCUGAGCGACUUCUUCCUGAAGCAACGUGUUCAGAGAUCUGCGAGUCACUCUUCGCUAUCCUGACGAAAUCCGGCCCAGGACAUCCCCGGUCAGCUGGUGGUGACGAGCUUAUUAAUGAUACUACUCAGGCCCUGCAACGUGCAGUUCGUCUGUAUCCCAAGGGCUUUAACCCCCUGGUUGACCAGGCCAUGGCCAUUAUUCGACCCAGUUGGCGAAGUGGAGGAGCAGAGGAAGCGUCCGAGACUAUCACAGCCCUUGGAGCUCAUAUUGCCUUUGUGGGAUCCUCAGAGCUACCAUCAACCCCCAGGAACGGAUUCGACCACUUCAUAUACUCCAUUCGAUCGUUCCUUUCGGAACUUUUCAACGCUCUCGAGACAAAGGCAGACCCUCGGGUCUGGUGCGCUCUGGCGGCGACUGUCCAAUCUAUAAUCCGACACUUCAAUGAUGCUUGCCUGGCACAAACCCCACGGAAAGAUCUCGACCUUGAGAAUGAACCCUUGCAAAGGGUUAGUGCCGUUUAUCCCGAGCUGGAGCAACUUGGUGGAGAGAAGCAGGUCGAGCCGUCAGUGGGUUACCACUCUCAGAUUCCGCAAUCAUCGUCUGUUGAUGAGAUUAGACGCGAGUUCCUUCUCGUCAGUCUUUUCAUUUCUCGGCAACUUUACCGCAGGGCCACCAAGGUUGUCGACUCUGGUAAAGCGGCACUUACCCUGAGUGACGACUUUACUGGUAUGGCCCAGGCCGCUGGAUACCAAUACCUCCAUUUGAUCUCUACUUUGGCGGGUUUUGUGGUUCACGAGUUUAGCGAGUCUCAACAGACUGCACUGAAAGCCGAGGCGUUCGCCAUCAGCCUCUUCCGUGAUGAUUCUAUAACCGUCCCCCAAAAGGCAUCAGAGGAGCAAUUUCCCGGUGGUGAAAACGGGUCAUCGUGGAGUUGGUUAGCAUCAGAAGCUCCCAAUGUCCUAUCUCUUGGUAUACUGCAAGCACUGAAGCCGUCUGCGGUAGCAAGACUUUUCGAGACAGGAGUCGCACAAGAGCUGAUCCUCAGCGGAUUCGUGGCAAACUACAGCCCAAGCAGACCGGUUACGUUAUCUAUUCUCACCAUCCUGGCCAACAAGUACAAGAUCGAGACUUUGCCGAGCCUUGUAACUGCACUUGAACAGCUCACAUCGAAUCUGCUUUCAGCCUCUUCACCUGAGGAUGAUGCAUCACGCUUAGAGAAGAUCACCUCGGUUUAUGCCCUUGCCGCAGGAAUGGUCCGGCGAUAUAGCGGCAAGGAAGCAAAGCCACUUCUCCAACUGAUCAAAGACUCGCCAAAGGAUGCCAAACUUGGCUCUGAACUUGCAAGACGACUCGAGGUCAUUGUGGUUCCCCAGCAGCCAUUGACCAAGGACAAUUAUGCUAUUGUCAAGCCGCUAUGGGUGCAGAAGGUGUACUUCGAGUUGGUGAGCCCCAUGCUGCAGGCCGCUACCGGACAAGACGCCGAGGUGCAAGACCAGCAGGUCAAGUCAAACUACAGCACUGGAGUUCUUCUCAUCGUGAAACAUAUGAACUUCCCGAUCUACGAGGCGGACGCGGAUAAAAUUCUUCGCAUCUCUAUCGCCGUUGCUCAGAACAGCAACAUCGGCCCUGAGACCAAGGCUGCUCUUGAUGUACUCAAGAACACGCUUAUUGAGGCCCCUGAGAAGGGUAAGGGGCAUCUCCGAAGCAUCAUCAAGAUCUGCACAAGAGUCUUCUCGCAUAGGUCCUCCGCCGCGAGCGUUGAUCCCGAGACAGAGGGCGCUUGCGGUAAGCUUGCUCUGGAGAUUGUUGGAGGUUUACCACGCAUGUACGAGUCUCAGCAUCUGUUGCCACACGCACCUCAGGUGCAGCGAGAACUGACAAUGGUCUGUGGACAUCGUGUGCGAGAAGUGAGAAAGACGGCACGGUUGGCGAGAGUGGCAUGGGCGGAUCUCAAGUGA
Molecule: messenger RNA, 3486 nt
Organism: Fusarium vanettenii 77-13-4
Lineage: Eukaryota; Fungi; Ascomycota; Sordariomycetes; Hypocreales; Nectriaceae
Exons: 6
Coding region: 1-3486 (1161 amino acids)
Biological process (GO): iron-sulfur cluster assembly
Cellular component (GO): cytosolic [4Fe-4S] assembly targeting complex
Source: RefSeq, a predicted model, not a curated record